GGUUCGACCCGUGACCUCCAUCGUGAACCAGCCACUGCACUGCGCACGCCGACCAUGGCGACCAUAACGGCCAUGGCCUGCGCUUCUCCCCCCUCGCCUUCGCUCACCAGCGCCACCGGCCGCAGCCACAAGCUUACCUGCUCUCCGCUGCCGGAGGAGCACCACCGUCUCUCGGCGGCCGACCGCUCCUGGCUCGACGAUUCGUCUGUCCAAGAACUCGACCACUUCGCCGAGAGCCUCGCCGGCAUCAAAGCCAAGGGCGUCGGUCCGGAGCUCCUCGGCUCUCUCCUCGCCCACUACGCGUACCGAUGGCUCCCCGAGCUCUCCGGCCGGGCCGCCCCCUCGCCGGAGAGCCCCACCGCCGCCUGGCUCAAGAAGCGGUUCCUCAUCGAGACCCUCGCCUCCGUGCUCCCGCCCGACAAGGCCGCCCUCCCCUGCGACUUCCUCCUCCGCCUCCUCCGGUCCGCCAGCAUGGUCGGCGCCGACCCGGCCUGCCUCCAAGCGCUGGAGGCCCGCGCGGCCGCCCAGCUCGACGAGGCCUCCCUCAAGGAGCUGCUGAUCCCCGCCUUCAACCACACCACCGCCACGCUCCUCGACGUCGCCAUGGUCCUGCGCCUCGUCCGCCGCUUCGCCGGCACCGACGACACCAGCAGGACCGGCGCCGCCCUCGCCAGGGUGGCCAAGCUGGUCGACUCCUACCUCGCCGAGGCCGCCCUCGACCCCGUACUCACCGUCCCUACCUUCGAGGACCUCGCCACCUCCCUCCCCGCCCACGCUCGCCCCAUGGACGACGGCCUCUACCGAGCCAUCGACACCUACAUCAAAGCGCAUCCCAGCAGCAGCAAGGAGGAGAGGAAGGCGCUGUGCCGUCUGGUCGACGCGCGGAAGCUGUCGUCGGAGGCGGCGCUGCACGCGGCGCAGAACGAGAGGCUGCCGGUGAGGUCGGUGAUCCAGGUGCUCUUCGCGGAGCACGGCAAGCUGAGCCGGUUGGCCGAGUGGAGCGGGUCCUUCAACGGGUCGUCGACGGGGAGGAGCCCGAGCGAGGCAGCGGCGGCGUGGCGGUGCCCAUCGAAGCGGGAGGCGACGGCGGUGCAGCAGCAGGAGGUGCGGCGGCUGAGGGACGAGGUGGCGAGGCUGCACGUGCGUUUCAUCGCGCUGCAAGCACAGGUGGAUAGGCUGGCGGCCGCACAGAGGAAGAAGACGACGCCGAAGAAGAACGGGUGGCUGGGGUCUUGGUCUUGUUGUUUCUGGAGCGGCGGCGGUGGUUCGGAGGCGGCGGGGAAGAAGGUGGUUCGGUCGGAGUUGAGCGCCGGUCGGCGGACGCCUGUGCGAGGCCGGCAGAGAUCAAAAAUAUUAAGAACUGCUUCUUUGUAAUUGUAGUUACUGAUCAAAAUUGUGCUGCUGUUAGCUAACUUUCUUUUCUCAUGAAUUGUCAAUGUUUUUGUCUCAUCCACCUCACCGAUGA
Molecule: messenger RNA, 1465 nt
Organism: Zingiber officinale
Lineage: Eukaryota; Viridiplantae; Streptophyta; Magnoliopsida; Zingiberales; Zingiberaceae
Product: root phototropism protein 3-like
Exons: 2
Coding region: 55-1374 (439 amino acids)
Source: RefSeq, a predicted model, not a curated record